UUCAGUGUUGCGAUUCACUCACGAUAAUUUUCGCGGGUAUAGUGAUCAUUAUUUGAUUAAUUACUUAAAGUUAAGUUUCGAAUAUACUUGUAAAUAAUGGCAGCAAUAAGGAUAUCGCUUCGAUCGAUCUUCCCAUCAGGUAUCAAAGCAUUUCACAGCACAGGCUGCUCAAGAGUACAAAUUUCUGUCCAAUAUUCAAGUGCAGCACAGCUUGCUCUUCGUGGAAUCUUAGACUCGCAGCUCAGUGACAUCCACCAAGCAGGCACAUGGAAAGAUGAAAGGGUUAUAACAACCAAACAAGCCCCAGAAAUUGCAGUACAUGGACAAACUGAAAAGCUGCUCAACUUUUGUGCAAACAACUAUCUGGGAUUGUCAUCUCAUCCAGAAGUUAUACAAGCAGCUAAAGAUGCCUUAGACAAGUAUGGCAAUGGACUCAGUUCAGUCAGGUUUAUAUGUGGUACACAGGAUCUUCACAAAGAACUGGAGGAAAAGAUAUCAAGAUUCCAUGAACGGGAAGAUACAAUUCUAUAUGCUUGUUGUUUUGAUGCAAAUGCUGGCUUGUUUGAGGCUCUUAUGACUCCAGAUGAUGCAAUAUUAAGUGAUGAAUUGAAUCAUGCAUCUAUCAUUGAUGGAAUACGACUAUCCAAGGCCAAGAAAUUCAGAUACAAAAAUAAAGACAUGAAAGACCUUGAAGAAAAGCUGAAAGAGGCAGAGGGAGCACGUAUGAAGUUAAUAGUUACUGAUGGUGUUUUCAGUAUGGAUGGAAAAGUUGCACCUCUUAAUGAACUGUGUGACUUAGCAGAAAAGUAUGGUGCACUUACAUUCAUUGAUGAGUGUCAUGCUACAGGAUUCCUUGGAGACACAGGGAGGGGAACAGAGGAAUAUCUAAACUGUAUGGGACGUGUGGAUAUCAUUAACUCAACUCUUGGGAAAGCUUUGGGUGGAGGAGCAGGUGGCUAUACAACAGGACCAAAACAACUAAUUGAUUUGCUUCGUCAGAAGUCCCGUCCUUAUCUGUUCUCCAACACUCUGCCCCCUCCAGUUGUGGGUGGGGCCAGCAAGGUGUUUGAUCUGUUAAUGAAUGGAUCUGACUUGAUCAAAAAAGUGUCUGAAAACACUAAGUUAUUCCGAAAGAAAAUGACAGCAGCGGGGUUUCACAUAAUUGGGGAUGGUCAUCCAAUAACUCCUGUCAUGUUGGGAGAUGCACGGCUGGCUGUAGAGUUUGCUGAUGAAAUGUUAGAUCGUGGUAUCUAUGUGAUAGGUUUUACAUUUCCUGUUGUUCCCAAAGGUCAAGCAAGGAUUCGGGUUCAGAUCUCUGCUGCACACAGCACAGAGGAGAUUGAUCGUUGUGUUGAAGCUUUUAUUGAAGUUGGAAAAAAGAAAGGUGUAAUUUAAUUGAGCAGUAUGCAAUGUGUGACAAGAUUCUCAUCAAUUUGCAUGUCAUUAGACUGACAAACAAUGAAUCAAAUUUAAUGUGUGAGGUUAACUUUUAAAAGUUAUCAAUUGGAACACUUUCUUUUGAGAUUUGGCAGGUAUUGAGUCUUAAUUUUCUCCCAUUACCAACAAUAAAAUAUUUAAUAUCAAUUUGCAGCAAAACUGAAUAAAUGACAACCUGAACUUUUACAUUAUAUGCAUAGCGCACAAGUUAGGGGAGAACUUUAAUCAUUAAGCUAACUAUCCUUGUCAGCACCUUAGGAAAUGUAUAGAGAACAGUAUAGAGAAUAUAAUGUUCUUAGUGUAUUUUGAUGUUUUCUGCAAUCUAUUACUAUACAGACGUACAGCAACAUGAUAAAACAGUAAAAUGUUGUUGAUGGUGACAUCAUCUAUGUAUCUGUCCUCCAUCAUAAGUGAGAAUCAUGUGUCUGAUUAAGAUUAUCAUAUAACAAUUUAGAAUCAAUUCUUGUAAGCAAAGAAAUUAUGAUGAAUAAUUCCACUAAGAGGUUUUAGUUGGUAGUGGCAAUAUUGGGCUAUUUCACGGUCAUAUCUUACAAAUUCUCUAGCUACUGGAGGACUUCAUAUUUAUUUUGUGGCAUUAUACUUUUGUAAUAACAAAUUAUUAUACCAGGAGGGAGGGCAGUGAAUCAAUUCUUGUAAGCAAAGAAAUUAUGAUGGAUAAUUCCACUAGGUGGUUUUAGUCCAUAGUGGCAAUAUUGAGCUGUUUCAUGGUCAUAUCUUACAAAUUCUAUAGCUACUGGAGGAUUAGAUAUUUAUUUUGUGGCAUUGUACUUUUAUAAUAACAAAUUAUCACACUAUGAGGGAGGGCAGUGAAAUUUUGGAGAGAUUUGUUAUCUCAAAGUUUACUUUUGUCAACUUGAGGAUAAAGGUCAUGUAAACUGAUUGAUUUGAGGAAGACCCAAUUUACACAUGCAUCUCGGAAAACUGAGCCAUUAUGAAUUAUCUUGUUUAACAUCUAAUCUAUGUGGACAUUGAAUUUGAUGUUCAGUGCAAAGAAGGUUUAAGUGCUAUUUUUGUAGUCAAUCUGGAAGUCUCAGAGCUUUAUACUGCAACUUGCACAAAGAUCUUGCAUUACGUAGUAACUUAAUUUUCUUUUGUUCACCUGUUAUUUUUUUUUUGAGGAAGAAGGGAAUUUAUCCAUUGGAUAGCAUUAUCCAACAACUGGAGCUAGGUGUUUAUGGAGUAAAUAUACUGCCUAUUUAAUACCAUCACUGUCGUUCUGCCUCACAGCACAAAGUGCAUUGAAAAAAUUUGUGGAAUUUAUCGAAGAAAAUGGAGGUGGUCACAAUAAUAAAAAAAAACU
Pocillopora verrucosa is the source of this 2758-nucleotide messenger RNA. RefSeq names its product 2-amino-3-ketobutyrate coenzyme A ligase, mitochondrial-like. Gene Ontology annotation, biological process: L-threonine catabolic process; biosynthetic process. NCBI's taxonomy places the organism in Eukaryota, Metazoa, Cnidaria, Anthozoa, Scleractinia, Pocilloporidae. The record is from RefSeq and is a predicted model, not a curated record. Gene Ontology annotation, cellular component: mitochondrion. Gene Ontology annotation, molecular function: glycine C-acetyltransferase activity; pyridoxal phosphate binding.